AUGGAGGGCUCCAUGGAGCCUCUGCCCUCCUCCAUCUCGCUCCGGCCCGAAGAUGCAGAGUGGGAUGACGGCGGGGGCGAGGCCCUCUCCUCCACAGUCUUCCAGGCAUAUCAGUGCUGCAGUGUGGCUGAGGGCCAGCCCCACCCAGGGGACAUUGCGGAGCCAGCCUCCCUGGCUGCCAUCCCACUCCCCCCCAAUGACUACCCUCUGGAUGCGCUGCCAGCGGAACUCAUCAGUUCUGGAAAACUGAGUAGCCUGCAGCUGGAGGGCAUGCGCUACGCCUGCGCGCGCCACCUCAACUGGCUGUCUUCGGGGGAACGCCAAGGCUUCUUCCUCGGGGAUGGCGCCGGCGUGGGCAAGGGCAGGCAGAUCAGUGCCAUCAUACUGGACAACUAUGCUCGGGGCCGGGGGAAGCAUGUCUGGCUCUCCACAUCGACAGAUCUGUAUCAAGACGCUGUGAGAGACUUGAAGGACCUGGGAUGCCACAUCCCUGUCAUCCAGAAUGUGCAGGCCCUGGACAAAGCCACCAACACUCCCCGCGAGGGAGUCAUGUUCAUCAUCAAGGGUCGGACCCGUCUGCAGCAGGUCGUUCAGUGGCUGGGUGGCCCCUCCUUCAAUGGCGCGCUCGUUUUCGAUGAAUCCAAGAAUUUUGUCCCAGGGAAGGAGGCGCAGAGCACACGGGUGGCACUAAAUGUGCUCGAAAUCCAGGCCCUCCUCCCCGCAGCUCGGGUGGUGUACUGCUCUGCCACAGGAAAUGAGGUGGGCAAUUUGGCAUACAUGUCACGCUUGGGUCUCUGGGGUGUCGGCUCCUCCUUUCCAGACUUCGACUCCUUCCUCUCCAGCAUGCGGCGGAGGGGCGUGACUUUCAUGGAGAUGUUGGCCAUGGAGAUGAAGGGCCAGGGCCUGUAUCUCUCCAGGGGCCUGUCCUUCAGGGAGGCAGAGUUUGCGGAGCUGGCCUGCCCCCUGACCCCAGCCCAGAUUGCGCAGUACGACGCCGCAGUCGCCCUGUGGCAGGAUACCCGCGCCGCCCUGGUGGAAGCCCUGGCGGCGACCGGGAACACGCGGGAUGUCUGGAAACCCUACUACGGCGCCGUGCAGAGGUUCUUCAAGAUCCUCCUGGUGUCCAUGAAGGUCCCCUGUGUCGUUGCGGAGGCCCGAAAAGCAUUAGAUUCUGGCUUUGCAGUCGUAAUUGGGCUACAGUCCACGGGCGAGGCCGCGGCAGAUGCGCUGGGGAUUGAUCCGGGGACACCAUGCGGAUUCAUAAGCACCUGCCGUGAGAUUGGCAUCCAGUUCAUUGCAAACCAUUUCCCCUACCUGGUGGAGGCCCAGACAGGAGAGGAGGUCGCUCGCCACCCGGACAUGCCGACCCCGAGUCUUGUCCCCGGCUCUGCCAAGCUGGGCGCUGGAGAUGAGGAGCCAGAGAGUUCCAAGACCCGGGCCAGGCUGCAACAGGCCUGGGACUCGGCAGACCUCCCGCCCAACUUCUUGGACCAGCUCAUCGAUGAGCUGGGAGGGGCUGCCGGCGUGGCCGAGAUGACAGGACGCAAGGCACGUGUGGUGCGGGACGCGAGGGGCACACUGACCUACUCCCUGCGCGCCAAGCCCGACAGUGCCGAGCUGGACUCCCUGAACAUCCGCGAGAAGGCUGCCUUCAUGGAGGGCUCCAAGCUGGUGGCCAUCGUGUCGGAUGCCGCCUCCACCGGCAUCUCCCUGCACGCCUCGGCGGCCGUGAAGAACCGGCGGCGCCGCGCGCACCUGACCAUCGAGCUGCCCUGGUCCGCCGACAAGGCCAUCCAGCAGCUGGGCAGGAGCCACCGCGCCAACCAGGUGAGCGCGCCCAAAUACAGCCUGGUGCACACCGACGUGGGCGGGGAGGCCCGCUUCGCGGCAGCCGUGGCGCGGCGGCUGCAGUCCCUGGGCGCGCUGACGCGCGGUGACCGCCGCGCCGCCUCUGGCCUGGACCUCUCCUCGCUCAACCUGGACAGCCCAGUGGGGCGACGCGCGCUGCGUCGCAUGUACGACGCCCUGGUCCAGGACUCGCCGCUGCUGCCGCCGGGGGUGCGGCUGGAGGCGCUCGUCGACGCCGUGCUGCGGCUGCACGGCCACCUGCGCGGCGCCGUGGGGCUCAUGGGCAUCGGCCUGUCCGCGCCGCGGGGCGACACCGUGGCCGAGGCCAACGCUGGGAUCGCGGGCGGCAAGGACCAGGGGGACGUCAGGCGCUUCCUGAACAGGAUGCUGUGCCUGCAUGUGGCGGAGCAGAACCUGCUAUUCGACUACUUCCAGGCCACCCUGGCAGCCGAGAUCCGCAGCGCCAAGGCCGAAGGCAAGUACUUUGAGGGCGUGUCGGACCUGCCGGGGCAGGACAUCUCCAGGGAGGGCGAGCCCCAUGUGCUCUGGGUCGACCCGCUGAGCACGCUGAGCACGAUGCAGCACGACCUCAGCGUGGACCGAGGCCUCCCCUUUGCCGAGGCGGCUGCCCAGCUGGCGCGGGCGACCGACGGCGCCUCUGGCUUCAUGGUCUCCAAGCGACCCUCCUUCGGCCGCACCUCCUACAUCCUGGCGCUGCAGAAAGCCCGCACCCCUGGCACCUUUUCCAUAGCCCGGCCAAACACGGGUGCCUCCUUCUUUGACAUGGAUCUGGACGAGCUGCGGGCCAAGUACCUGCCAUGCGCACCCGAGGCGGCAGAGGCGGGGUGGGAGCAGUGGUACCACCAGUCGCUGGAGAUUGGGCGGCGGAGGACUCCGGUGACGGUGCUGACGGGGUCCAUUGUCCGCAUCUGGGACUGCCUGGAAAGGGUGCUGACGCGGCACGAGGCUGAGCUGUCGCGCAGCGACCGGGUGAUGAGGAUCGUCAGGGUGGACCUGGGGGACGGCUCCCUCCCCAUCAUUGGCGUCCGCUACCCCGGCUUCCUCCUGCCAGAGGUGGUCAUGUUGCUGGCGGUGGAGCAGCAGAUAGGAGCAGCGGGGAGGGGCAGGGCGGCCAGUUCUCUCACGACACAGCGCCGAGUGGAGGCCGUGGACCCAGUCGUGCCACGGCUGCUCAGUAAAGCGUACUGUGCGCCGCGGACGGUGCUGGACUUUUUUAAACCUGGGGCGGCCGUGCCCAAGCGGGGCCCCGAGGCUCUCUCAGGCGGAGCCAAGGAUGCGCCGACCUGCACCCAGCGGCAGGAGCUCAUGGACAUGGGCUUUGCGCCAGCCAAGGCAGAUCUAGCACUCAAGGUCUGCGGAGGGGAUGUGGAGCGAGCAGCCAACUGGCUGCUCACAUCGGCCGCCACCCUGUCCUAG
This is a messenger RNA of Auxenochlorella protothecoides, 3285 nucleotides long. RefSeq names its product Strawberry notch-like protein 1. The record is from RefSeq and is a predicted model, not a curated record. The transcript has 21 exons. The coding region runs from base 1 to 3285 and encodes 1094 amino acids. Gene Ontology annotation, molecular function: histone binding; chromatin DNA binding. Gene Ontology annotation, biological process: regulation of DNA-templated transcription. Gene Ontology annotation, cellular component: nucleus. NCBI's taxonomy places the organism in Eukaryota, Viridiplantae, Chlorophyta, Trebouxiophyceae, Chlorellales, Chlorellaceae.